AUGGACGACUCAUGGCAAGAAACAGCAUUUUCCUCUCGCCACAUGCAUAAUCGCCAAUCCCGCAACACUGGCUCCAAAUCAACCGGCGGAAAAUCAAAACGCACCACCUUUGACGUGCGCAAGACAUUUGGAAGUUAUACUGUUAAGUGUCCUGCUUGGUAUAAACUCUAUACCUCUGGUGAUGGUGUAUCUUCUGGCGAACAAGAGGCAGUGUUGGAAUUGUAUAGAUUGACGGAAUGUGGGACUGGUGUGGUGGGGGAAAUGGUAUUGCCUGGAGUACUAAGGGCGGCAGUACUUUUGGCGGCGAGUAGAAAGAGUUUACAGGGGAUCUUGGAGAGGUUGGAACCUGUUGAUGCAAAGGAAGAAGACGACAACGAAGACGAAGAUCAAAACAGCGAUGAAGAAAGUGACGAAGAAGAACAAGACUCAGAACACCAACCCUCCGACCGCUUCUCAACCUUUGAAAAGAACAGUUUCAGAGAGCCAAAGUUUUGGCUGCGGUGGAAUGGAGUAUUAGAGUCAAUGGCAACAAAAGAAGAAAAGGCAGAGUCGGGACUGGGCUAUAUCAUCUUUCCGAGCAACGAUUGUCGCAAGUUCAAAGGCACGUUGAAUUGUGCUUCGUUGGAGUGGAAGGAUGUCGCUUUCUCUGGGCAUAAGAUUGCGCCUAGAUCAGAGUCUGAUAUCCCAGUUGCUUGGGGCGUCAAUGAGGUGCCUAUGUGA
Aureobasidium melanogenum CBS 110374 is the source of this 720-nucleotide messenger RNA. RefSeq lists its product as uncharacterized. The transcript has a single exon. Bases 1 to 720 code for a protein of 239 amino acids. The record is from RefSeq and is a predicted model, not a curated record. Lineage: Eukaryota; Fungi; Ascomycota; Dothideomycetes; Dothideales; Saccotheciaceae.